Nestor notabilis (Kea) is the source of this 1617-nucleotide messenger RNA. It is a transcript of the gene ARSJ, whose product is annotated as arylsulfatase family, member J. The record is from RefSeq and is a predicted model, not a curated record. The transcript is spliced from 2 exons. Lineage: Eukaryota; Metazoa; Chordata; Aves; Psittaciformes; Psittacidae. The annotation marks the transcript as partial.
GGCGAGGAGCCGGGGGUCGGCGCCCCCAGCUCUCAGCCACACAUCAUCUUCAUCCUGGCUGAUGAUCAGGGCUUCAGAGACGUGGGGUACCACGGAUCCGAGAUCAGGACGCCCACCCUCGACCAGCUAGCUGCUGAAGGGGUUAAACUGGAGAACUAUUAUGUUCAGCCGAUGUGCACACCGUCCAGAAGUCAAUUUAUCACUGGAAAGUACCAGAUACACACCGGCCUCCAGCACUCCAUUAUACGGCCAACGCAGCCCAACUGCUUACCUCUGGAUAACGUCACGCUACCUCAGAAGCUGAAGGAGGUUGGUUAUUCGACGCACAUGGUUGGCAAAUGGCACUUGGGGUUUUAUCGCAGAGAAUGCAUGCCCACGCAGAGAGGGUUUGACACGUUCUUCGGCUCCCUCUUAGGCAGUGGCGACUAUUACACCCACUUCAAAUGUGACAGCCCUGGGAUAUGUGGCUAUGACCUGUAUGAGAAUGACAACGCAGCUUGGGAUCACGACAACGGCAUCUACUCCACACAGAUGUACACACAGAAAGUACAACAAAUCUUAGCUUCUCAUAACCCCAGGAGACCUAUAUUCCUCUAUAUUGCUUACCAAGCUGUUCAUUCGCCUUUGCAGGCACCAGGCAAGUAUUUUGAACAUUAUCGGUCGAUAAAUAACAUCAAUAGGCGAAGAUACGCUGCAAUGCUGGCUUGUUUAGAUGAAGCCAUAAACAACGUAACCCUUGCUUUAAAGCAGUAUGGCUACUAUGAGAAUAGCAUCAUCAUAUAUUCUUCAGAUAAUGGUGGGCAGCCAAUGGCUGGAGGAAGCAACUGGCCACUCCGAGGAAGCAAAGGGACCUAUUGGGAAGGAGGGAUCCGUGCUGUUGGGUUUGUCCAUAGUCCCCUUCUGAAAAACAAAGGGUCUGUUUGUAAGGAGCUUGUGCACAUCACAGACUGGUUCCCCACUUUGAUCACCCUGGCAGAAGGGCAGAUCGAUGAAGAUAUCCAGCUGGAUGGUUAUGAUAUAUGGGAAACCAUUAGUGAAGGCAGACGUUCUCCACGGGUAGACAUCCUGCACAACAUUGACCCAAUUUACACCAAAGCCAAAAAUGGGUCCUGGGCAGCUGGCUAUGGGAUCUGGAACACUGCGAUUCAGUCUGCCAUCAGAGUGAAUCAUUGGAAACUACUGACGGGAAAUCCAGGAUACAGCGACUGGGUACCUCCACAGGCCUUCAGUAACGCGGGCCCCAACCGCUGGCACAACGAACGCGUUUCUUGGUCAGCUGGCAAAACGGUGUGGCUCUUCAACAUCACCGCUGAUCCGUAUGAACGAGUGGACCUCUCUACAAGGUAUCCAGAUGUAGUGAAGCAGUUGCUGCGGAGGCUUUCACAGUUCAAUAAGACGGCAGUUCCCGUUCGAUACCCACCGAAGGACCCUCGGAGUAACCCAAAGCUGAAUGGAGGAGUCUGGGGUCCAUGGUUUAAGGAGGAUGAGAAGAAAAAGAAAGCUGAUAAAAGUAAAGGUGUGAAUAAGCAAAAGAAGAACAAGAACAAGAACAAGAAAAAAGCAAAUCAGAAGAAAGGACAAUCAUUACAUUGCCGUUCACGUCUUGCUGGUGGAUAG